UGAGUCGCUUACUAGACAGCAGGGCUUAGUCUCCAUCAUAGAUGGGCACGACCCGACCUGAGUCGGAAUGACAAGGCGGAUUUCGGUUUCCUGGAGUAGUCGAGCCUGUUGAGCCUAGCCAGAGGAGGGAAAAAAAAAUUCGCUGCGUAUAUUAUUAGACUGAUCCCUCAUUUGCUUUCUGUCCUUUUUUCUCUUCCGUUAGUGCCAAUACCUCAAGCCAGCUCUUUCGAGACGAGCACACUCCAAUCCCACAGUCAACUCACAACUCACAACCGCCAAUAUGUUGCUCUUCAGCACCAUCAUGCUCUCCCUUCUGAGCUUCGGUCUCGCCUCCUCCAUCACAGAACUGGGUAUGGUCGCCUACGGCGUCUGGGUUUACGGUUCAGACUACACAUACGCCUACUACUGCGGUUACAGUGUCUGCGAAGAGACCGUCAAGGGCCAUGUCCCCGAUGUCGUUUCCUUCCUGAUGUUCGCCUCCGUUUGGUCCACUCUUGCUACUGCCGUUGCUAUCGGGCUUCCUCUCUACUACCAUAAGCACAACGGUCAUCACCACAACAGCUGGCUUGCUCCUAGCCUUAUCGUUCUUCACUUCCUCACCUGGGUAUUUUGGUUGGCCGGCUUUGCUUAUUUGGCUUAUCUGAUUGGUUCUUCUGGCACUGGUAUCAUUGCCGCCAUCCUCGCUUUUGGCAUUAUCAACUGGAUCUUGUACACGGUCUUGUUUGUCCUCAGCUUCCUUGCCAUCUUCAAUAUCAUGCAAGGCGAAUGGCCUGGUUAUCUCGUCAUGAAGGGACGCGGUUCUGCCUCUGCUCCUGCUCCUGCUCCUGCUCCUGCUGCGACUGAAACGACUGCUUAUACUGGCGCUCCUGCUGAGCCCAAGUAUGAGGGUCCCCAGCUUACUGCUUAAAGUCAGCCGAUUAGCGAUCUGCUUAUCUUUGAGUCUGGCAUGAGU
This is a messenger RNA of Talaromyces stipitatus ATCC 10500, 952 nucleotides long. RefSeq lists its product as uncharacterized. The coding region runs from base 281 to 907 and encodes 208 amino acids. The record is from RefSeq and is a predicted model, not a curated record. The transcript has 2 exons. NCBI's taxonomy places the organism in Eukaryota, Fungi, Ascomycota, Eurotiomycetes, Eurotiales, Trichocomaceae. Gene Ontology annotation, cellular component: membrane.